GUAGUUCGAAAAGUUCUUCCAAACGCAUAGUAGAGAAAGUCAUACAUGACCGACAUGCGAUGACUUUGGUGCGAUAUUGAUGGAAUGAGCCUGUUGUAGUAAAAAUGAACGCGUUGCGAACAUUUUGGCGGUUUUCAGGGGUAAAGGGUUUGUCCUGCUGCAGUCAGCUACGCUCCAUCAGUUCUUCUGUUCUGUCAAGGACCAGACCUGACCAGAGACCUGCCCUGCAAAGUACACUUAAUACCAAAGCUGAGGGAGCCUGUGUUUUCCAGCAACCACUUUGGCAAUAUCAGCAGGUCCGCACAGGCAAACGUGGGACAGAAUAUCAACCAAAUAACAUCAAACGCAAGAGGACCCAUGGUUGGAUCAAACGAAUCAGCACUCCGAGUGGAAUCGAAGUCAUCCUCCGCCGAAUGCUCAAAGGACGAAAAUCCCUUACACAUUGAGACUCUGUAUCAUACAGUUGCUUUGAAAUAGUGAUUCUCAGUAAAUAUCAGUUGCAAGAUUUGUGUUUAUAUUUAAAAUUGCUGUCAUAUGAGAAAAAUGAUCACAUUGUACAGAUAUGUACUUCAUUAAAUAAAAAUAUUGCAUAUCAUGA
This is a messenger RNA of Misgurnus anguillicaudatus (oriental weatherfish), 598 nucleotides long. It is a transcript of the gene mrpl34, whose product is annotated as mitochondrial ribosomal protein L34. NCBI's taxonomy places the organism in Eukaryota, Metazoa, Chordata, Actinopteri, Cypriniformes, Cobitidae. Gene Ontology annotation, molecular function: structural constituent of ribosome. Gene Ontology annotation, biological process: translation. The record is from RefSeq and is a predicted model, not a curated record. Gene Ontology annotation, cellular component: ribosome; mitochondrial large ribosomal subunit.